UCUGUAAGUGGUACCUGAUGUUAGUCGGCCAGUGGCCCUAUCAGAAGUUGAAAGAGAGUUUGUCUUUUUUGACUUUCAUACUCAUUCUUGAUGCCAGUGCACUUGUUACACAGAUAGCAAGAUUUUUCAUAUGCGAUAACGCGGUAUGUAUUUAUGAAACUUUACCUCCACAUAUGCUGACAGUGAUGAUUCUGGUGAAAAUUUUCACGUAUCAGUUUAACAGCCGGAAAAUUAAAGAUCUCACAGAUCGCUUGUUCGUAGACUGGGAUAUGAUCCAAACUAAGGAAGAACACGACAUUAUGAAAAAGUACGCACAAAACGGCAGAUGGUACGCGUUGACAUAUGGCUCGUACGUUUACGUGUCUACCAUUUCAUUUACAACAACCUCUCUUGUGCCACGCAUUUUGGAUGUGGUAUUUCCAUUGAAUACUUCUCGCCCUGUAAUGUUAGCUUAUCCGGCAUACUAUUUCGUUGAUGAAAAUCAAUAUUUCUAUUAUAUUUUCCUUCAUAUGUUAAUUACCAGCAGUGUGUGCAUGACCGGAUUAAUUGCGCACGAUAGCAUGUUUUUCGUUUACGUCGAACACAUUUGCGGUCUUUUCGCCAUUGUUGGAUUUCGAUUUGAGCAUGUGUCAUAUAAACCUAGUGCUAUGGAAAAAAGUAUGAUCGAUUAUCCGGAUGCUGUGUAUCACAAGAAUAUUGUGAUUUCGAUUCACGCUCAUCGACAAGCUUUGCAGUUCGCUAAACUUCUUGAAGAUACCUUUACAAUAUCGUUUGCCGUGCAACUUCUGAUCGUAACAGUUGGCUUGAGCAUUACUUUAGUACAACUGUCGAUACAGUUGCACGAUUCAGCGGAAGCGAUGAGAUACUUCGUCUUCAUUAUUGCUCAAUUGUUUCACUUGUUCUGCUUAAGCUUCCAAGGACAAAAGUUAAUAAAUCACAGCCUCGAGACUUGCGACAAGAUAUAUCAGAGCUUGUGGUUUACCAUACCAGUGAAGGAACAAAGACUGCUCUUAUUCGCGAUGAAAAGAAGUCUCGAAGCUAGUAUCUUGACCGCCGGCAAGAUAUACGUGUUUUCUCUAGAAAGUUUCACAACGGUCGUGCAAAGCUCGAUGUCUACCAUCGCUCAUCGAUACAUGGCCAUGCCAGAAACUGAAAAUGAAGAUGUUCUGCGAUGCCCUGUCAGGUAUAAUCGCUCCGCAGACUGGGAUAUGUUCGAGACUAAGGAAGAAUACGACAUUAUGAGAAAGUAUGCCGAAACAGGCAGAUGUACUAUGGAAAAAAAUAUGCUCAAUUAUCCGGGUGCCGUUUAUCACAAGAAUAUUGUGAUUUCGAUUUACGCUCAUCAUAAGGCUUUACAAUUUGCUGAAUUUCUUGAGAGUACUUUUACGAUAUCAUUCGCCGUGCAACUUCUGAUCGUUACAGUUGGCUUGAGUAUUACUUUAGUACAACUCUCGAUACAGCUGCACAAUUUAGCAGAAGCGAUGAGAUACUUUCUCUUCAUUUUUGCUCAAUUGUUUCACUUGUUCUGCUUAAGCUUCCAAGGACAAAAGCUGAUAGAUCACAGCAUCGAAACUUGCGACAAGAUAUAUUGUAGCCCGUGGUAUACCAUACCCGUGAAGGAACAUAGACUGCUCAUGUUCGUGAUGAGAAGAAGUAUCGACGCUAGUGUCUUGACCGCCGGCAAGAUAUUCAAUCAAAUACCACCUGUUCUCAUAAAUUCUAUGUGCCAGCUGUUGAUUGACAUGACACGCAACAAAGUAUUUCACGAGAAUCAACUAUGCAUAGCGGUUUUAUCACGCGGUAUCGUUUCUCUAAGAAUUAUGGAGAGCUGGAGGCAUUAUUAUGACAUCGUCUACAAAAUAUCAUCGCUUACUGGUGCAUGGCCGUAUAUGAAGCCGGGAGCAAGGAUAUUUCGCGUUGCUCUACUUACCACAACCAUGCUGACUAUAGUCGUUCCGCAGAUAGCGUAUCAAUUUACGUGCAAAACAGGCGUGCGAUGUAUGUUCGAGGCGAUGACAUCCUACCUGCUGACAUUUGUGGCUUUACUAAAGGUGUACACGUUUCAAUUAAAUACCCGCACGAUCAAAGGCCUUACCCAACACUUGUUCGUCGACUGGAAGGGAGUAGAAACUCCCGAAGAAUACGAGAUUAUGAAGUUAUACGCGGAAAACAGUAGACGAUUCUGUCUGGUAUAUGUGGUAUAUUGUUCAGUAGCGGUAUUUACGUUUAUGUCAAUGUCCCUUAUACCGUUCGUACUUGAUGUCGUGUGGCCCCUUAACAAAUCCCGUCCCGUAUUACCCCCGUAUCCGGGAUAUUAUUUCGUCGACACUCGGGAAUACUUCUUUAAAAUCUUCUGGCAUUCCAUCAUCGCUUGGGAAAUCAUUAUGGCCGGAAUAGUCGCCCACGAUUGCAUGUUUGUGACGUACGUCGAGCAUGUUUGCAGCAUGUUCGCCAUGGUCGGAUUCCAUUUUAAAAGUCUAUUUUAUAAUUGUGACGAAGCAAUGGAGAUUACGAAUGAUUUUAACAAUACUUAUCGCAAAAGAGUCGCGUUCUUCGUACACGCACACCGCGAGGCUUUAAAGUUCGCAGAACUUCUCGAAGAUACCUUCACUAUACCUUUCGCCAUACAAAUGUCGAUAGCGACUGUAGGUAUAAGUAUUACCUUGCUGCAGAUCACGCAGCAAGACGCCGAUAUUGUAGAAUCAAUCAGAUACGUGUUGUACGUCAUUGGUCAACUGAUUCAUUUAUUCUUUCUCAGUUUCGAAGGACAGAAGCUAAUAGAUCACAGUCUUCAGACGUGCGAUAAGAUAUACAGUAGUUCUUGGUACGAGGCGUCCAUAAGAUCGCAAAAGCUAAUCGUGCUGGUGAUGAUGAAGAGCGUACGACCGAGUUUCUUGAGCGCCGGCAAGGUUUACAUUUUCUCUCUGGAGAGCUUCACCACGGUUCUGCAAACUUCGAUGUCGUACUUUACGGUGCUCGCAUCCUUUCAGUAGCCCGCGUUGUUCACGCGCAUCCGACGAUAUUCCGCGAUGGCACUCGUCGAGAGAGAGCAAUACUAUGUGUCUUUAAUACUAUUACGAUUAUACAUUUUUAUUAAGUAUUCUCCACUAUCUUUCAUUUCCCCAUUAAAAUUAUACAUUCCAGUUAAUUGUAUAUUUUUUGAACUUACAUGAAUAAUAUAUGCGUAAAAAGACGAUCGUACAUCGAUUUUGUUAAUUUUUUCGGCGCCGCAAACUGAUGCCACUGUUUCCGGAAUAUAAAGGUCUUAAAUUAUUCAUCGUCUGCGCGGUAACGAUUGGGAGAAGUUGGAAGACGCGAAGGAAUAUGAAAUUAUGAAAACAUAUGUCGCAAAUGCGAGACUAUUGCCUUUAUGUUUUCCAGUAAGGAAAUCGUUGAAAGAUAAAUCACACGAUUUUUAAUUUAAUGAACGACGGACGAUUUUAUUUCGUUUGGUUACAGUGGUGUUAAUCAGUUAUCGUUAUAUUCUUAUCAUAUCAGCUUGCCUCCUACCUCACGUAACUGAACGUCGUAUUACCUGUCAACGAGUCCCGGCCUAUAAUUAUGCCUUACGAGGGAUACUAUUUCGUGGACAACGAAGAAUAUUUCUUCUACAUUACGACUGAUCGAGAGAGUGGAAUUGUCGUCUAAAUGUUCGCAGAUUUCGUCUCGAGAGUCGAGACUAUCGCGUAAUGAUCGCAACGAUGCAGCGAAUAUAUGACGGUCUGGACGACUGGAAAACCUACAAUCGAAAAAUCGCGAUCCCCGUUCAUGCACAUUGGCGAGCUUUUGUAUAGAAAAGAAAGAAAAACAAGAAAUUGUCGUAAGUUUAAUUGCCGCAGGUUUGCGAGGCUUGUUGGAGAUACUUUUUGCAUUACCUUUGCCGUGCAAAUGAUAAUAGUUGUCACCUCUUCUAAGCUAGCAGGACCAAAUCGGCAGAAUCAAACCGGACCUAUCAGAAUAUUUAGUACGCAUUUUGUACUGAUUUGUACCACUAAUAACAAUUUUGUAUCCCGUGCCAUUUCGGAGAAAAUCGUGGCGGUGCUACCUUAGC
Molecule: messenger RNA, 4051 nt
Organism: Temnothorax curvispinosus
Lineage: Eukaryota; Metazoa; Arthropoda; Insecta; Hymenoptera; Formicidae
Exons: 25
Coding region: 18-2993 (991 amino acids)
Biological process (GO): detection of chemical stimulus involved in sensory perception of smell; sensory perception of smell
Cellular component (GO): plasma membrane
Molecular function (GO): olfactory receptor activity; odorant binding
Source: RefSeq, a predicted model, not a curated record